This is a messenger RNA of Columba livia (rock pigeon), 6134 nucleotides long. RefSeq lists its product as uncharacterized. The coding region runs from base 1766 to 1957 and encodes 63 amino acids. The record is from RefSeq and is a predicted model, not a curated record. The transcript has a single exon. NCBI's taxonomy places the organism in Eukaryota, Metazoa, Chordata, Aves, Columbiformes, Columbidae.
AACCUUUGGUUUUUCAUGCAUUUCUUAUGUUGUGAAUACUUGAUUUAAAUACUGCCUGAAAUUGAAGGUCUACUUAAAUUAAUAGUAAAAUUUCAUAUAAUUCUCCUGUCUUCUCUGGUGAGCACUUAAUAUUUUGCUCUUAGGAUAAUUCAGAGGCUUCAGGUUUUGUACUGCACGCAAGGGUUUUUGUUUUGGGUUUUGCUCAAAAUAAACAAUAUACACUUUUAGUCAUUGUGGCCUACAUAUUCAAGUGGCUUGAGGCCUAAAUGAUGUAAUGACUUGAAACAACAAACAAAAAAAUAUGUUUUAGAAACAGAAAAGUUUUGCUUCAGAGUGUACCUCCAGUACUUAAAGUAAUUAAUUUUGUUGACUAAUGUUUUUUGUUGAACAUUAGCAGCCUGGAGUGUGUGAGGGGAGGGGAGUGGGCUAAGAGGGAAAAAAUGGAGGUGAAGCAUGGAGAGAUCAUGAUCAUCUAUAUGGUGGCUUGAGAUACAUUCUGUCUUAAAUGGCUUUUUGUUGUCACUGUUCUGCAUCGUGUAUUCCUGGUGACCUCCAGGUGGUGCUUUUUUAUUGCUCUGCUUUCUGUAAUACCUGUGGUCUGGAAAACUUGUCCUUUGUGAUUCUCUGUUUCAGUGAUAAUUUCUUCAAAUUAUGCUUCUAAUAAUGAUGUGUCUUUUCUAUAUGAAGAAAGAAAAAAAAUCAAAAGUAACAAUAAAUCUUGCAUACAUUUUUAUUGUUUGUAAUGGAAGGCUGAUAAAGACAAAAUAUAUUUGCAGGAAACCUGAACCAUUAUUUCUAGGUGUAGUAUACAUGGAAGUUUGUGUGUUGAGAGUGAGUUUUAAAAUGUUUAUGAUACCCUUAAAAAAUUGUGUUAGUGCCUGUUUCUCUUCAUGACUAUAAAAGAAGCCUAAGAUGAGUUGCUUUAUAUAUAGACAUGUAUAGUGUAAGUGUAUCUCUUUCUACAAUCUAUGCAAGUUUUUUAUGUCAUACAGAUGAUAACAUAUCUAUAAUAGUAGACAAAAUUAUGGGUGUCUCUCUCCUAAUCAGCCGUGCUGAAGGAGAAAUUACUGAAAUAAAUAUUUGAAUAUUUGGUUGUGUGGGUUUUUUUGUUUUUUUUUUUUUUUUUUUUUUUUUUUCCCCAAUUAGAUGUGUCUGUUAUUUCUGGAGCUCUGUAGGUGCACUAGGUUACUGUUGCUAGUGUUGCUUUGACUGAGCACUCUUUUAAUUACCAAGUGGCACAGGAAGUCCAUAGAACAGCACUGGCAACCAGCUCAGGUUCCCCAAGGAAAGGAGCAGCACAGUGAGAUGGGCUUUAUAACCUCUGUGGUUGCAAGGUGUUUACAGGAGUAGUAUAGAGAUUCUGUAUGACGAGGCAGUGUAGGAUAGCUUUCUCUGAAGUAGAAGCAGCCUGAGCUGAUAGAGGGUUUUGUUUUUUUCUUCUAUGUUAACAUGCCACUGGAUUUGUUGAGAAAAAGAUGUACCCAAGAUGAAUAUUCUUUUGCUGCUUAAAGCAUGCUUUUUUCAAGACGUGGUGGUGUGUUUGUUUCCUUUUUUUUCCAGUUUUGGUAGUGAAAUAACCAAGAAAAUCCAGAAACAGUAUUUUUUUGUUUUGUUUAUUUUUCACACGUCAAAUAGAGUUACAGUGAUUCCAUGAUUGAUGGAGUCUUGUAUUUGGAAACUGCUGGACUCUAUGGUUUUGUUUCCUUAUUUUAGCUUCAAUAAAUAAACAGUGUUCGUGAUAGUGGAAAGCCUGCACACUGGUGUGAUGGAGUUCAUAUUUCUUGUUUUAUACUUUUCUUUUUUUAUCUGCCUCUGUGCUUUGGUGUGCCUGUAUUUUUCUGGCUGCCAAGAAAUGACAUAUAAGCAUGAAGGUAAGAAGUUACUGAUUAGCUCAUCUGAUUGCAUUACAAGGAAAUUAAUCUUCAAUCAUUUUUACAAUGUUAGAUUAAGUACUUGAAAAUGAGAUAUUUAAAUGUGAAGUGAAACUAUUCUCGCAACAGAAAAAUCAGAUUAUUUACAUGCAAUUGUAUCUAGACCAAACCAUUAAAAAUAUGAGCGUAUAUUGAAAUUUGCAUAUAAUAUAGUCUAUGUGUCAUUAUUGAUUUAUAAUAUUCUAAACUUCAAUGUUUAUUGAGCACCACACUUCAGUAGAAGCAUUAAUACUUGAGUUAUAAAGCCCUAAUGCAUAAUUUUACUUCAAAAUUAUGUUAAAACAUUGAUAUAAAUCCACAUGAAAAAUACUUGCGAUUAAAUGCAUGGCAGUAGUCAGUUGAAAUUAGAAUUUAAAUCAGAAUUUUUCAGCAAUUUAAAUGACUCUUCUCAGUUAUGAAGUUAUGAUUUAGAAGUAACAACUGUACAAAUCAAUAGAAAAGAAUCUUUGUUAGUUGAGAAUGUCCCCAUUUUUACGAAAAGUUUGAAUGAAACUUGAAUGAAAAUAGUGUAUAGUUAUGAAAAUCCAGUUAGUAUUGUAUGUGUUUGUAUAUAGCUUUCAAAACCCAUUAUGAUUCAGCUUUUGAGCUAUAUAUGGAAUCUCCCUUGGACUUGGUGUAUAUAUCUAUGCCUUAUUAUUUAUUACAAAGUUUAUUGACAAGCUUUGUAUGAAUCAAAUUAUUUUUUCUCUCUACAGCUGUUCCCUUACCAGUUAUUUUGUUCUGGAUUUGCUGUGAAUCACUUCUUGUAGCUAGUUGCUUCAGAUACUAGGUGAUCAACAAUAAAACCAGCUAUUCUGUAAUUACGUCAUGAAGCAAUUUAUGCAUAUGCAAUUAAUAUACAAUGGCUAAAUACCUUAUCUCUAUUUGUAUGGAAAGUAUCUGCUCCACAGAAGGAUAAAUGUACAGCUUCUCUGAAGAAGGAGUUGUUAAAAACAAAUAAGUGGUUCACUCCUAAAUCCAAAUAUUAAAUGCAGUCUGUAUAGCAUUUAACUGUUUUUUACUUUUAACUCUCCUUAAGUGUCGGGGUUUUUUAGCAUGAUGGGAAAUAUUAAUUGUCAUCAUAAUUCCCUCCCAUCUAGUGACUUAUAUGCAAAUUAUUUUCCCCUACUUUUGCUACUAGUGAAAUGUUUAAAUGCAAGUAUCUUCUUUCAAAAUAAUGGCAUUGCUUUAAGUUUCUUCUCAAACCUAUAUACAUUUAUGUAAAAUCAAACCCACUAUUGUUCUACUAUUGUUUUUUCACUCCGUGAAACAGUGUGUGUGGGUGGGUGCACGCAGGGUCAAAGGAAGAUACAUACUUAACCUAAGUUAUUUACAAAAGUGAAUGUACAGAGCAGGUAUUGCAAAAAAACCUCAUGUAUGAUAAGUCUUAAUGUCAGUUUUAACUAAGCUGCUGCUGACCUUCAUGGUACUGUGUACUCUGUGCCAUAUAUAUGAUAACAAAUUUUGUUCUCCUUGUUUUAGAAGUGCCAUCUGCCAGCCUUUUCAAGGUCAAGACUUGACUCUUAAUUACUUUGUCAGAACCUCAAGCCUGUACUUCAUCACAGGUGUUGGUUGAGCUUUCUUCAAGUGCUUUUGUCAUAUUUGACAAAAUACUUCAUCACAGGUUUUGGUUGAGCUUUGCUCAAGUGCUUUUGUCAUAUUUGAGGCCAACCAUGCUUGAAGCAGGAGGCAUGAGCAGGGUCAGGUCAUAUGUUCUUCAGUCCUCUGAGUUGUUUGUCCUUGGCUAGGUUCCUCCAAACCGUGGGCUUCUUUUUCUGAGUCGCAUCCACAGACAAGCUGGUACAGGCAGAAGAGCAGGAUAUAAAAGUAUUGACAUAAGAGUCUGUGUGCAGCUUUGUUUUGGGUUUACUCUCAGCAUCUUCCAUUAAAAAGUAUUUGCACUGCAAAAUGAGGAUGUGGUCUUCAUGAAAUUCAUUUGGUUAUUGGUUACCUGCCAUCAACAUCUUUACCUCCACAUUAUCUACCUUAAUCUUUAUGAAACUCUAUCUGCUCAUAGGUUUGGAGUCAGAAAGGAGUACUUCUUGAUGAGUUGCCCUGGAAACCCAAAUUGUACAUUUGUCUUUAGCCCUAUUUUCAACUCCGAAUAUUGUAGUGUUACUGUUGGGUGAUUGUAGGCUUCAACCAGUAUUCAGUGUGGUAGAAAUGCUGGAUGGGCCAUCUCCCAGGGACUAAUUACUCCUCAGUUUUUGUGGUAAACCUUUGUACUUAAGAGAGAGGAGUCUGAAAUAUUUGUAAUUAGAGUGUGAGAAUGCAUUACCUUUCUGAAUAAGUCUUCAUAUAUCUAGAAUAGAUCUUAAACCUGUUCCCUAUGUCUUUUGUUAAGUCGGUCAGAAUGGUGAACAAACUAGUGUAGCAUGUGAAUGCUGGAGGAAAGGAUUAAAUUAUCCCGGGGAAGUGUUUGUCUUAGGUGCCUUAGUCAUAGCUCUGCCUGGUGAAAGGAUCACAGCGCUUCCUAAACAACUGAGAGAAAUGUGUCUUUACAAGGUUUUACUACUAUAACUGUGAUCCUUUUGCUUUCUUGUGAAUACACUUAAUAGUGGUCUAGUAGCUUGCAAAAGAAAGGUUGUUUCUAAAGAUCAUUUGGAAGCUCUUUGCCUUCUGUGCUGCAUCGUAUUUAUCUGUAUCCAUAUAGAUAAGCAGUUUAUUUGGAAAAUAUGUGGCAUUUGAUUUUUUUUUUUGUUUGUUUGCUUAGCAUCCUUUCAGAAGGAGAUUUUAGUAGAAACAGUUUAAAAAUGCAUUGUGAAUGAAAUUUUAAAAUUAUUGUUAUUUGAAGGGGUCAUCUUAAAUGAAGUAAUUAAGUGGUUCAGAACAGGGCCUUGAAGCUGUCUUUGGUUGUUUGAGUGGGAUUAGCUGUACUGUGAAACUAUGAUGGAGUUGUUAAUGUACGAGCGAUGAGACUGUGACCUGGUGGACCAUGGUAACCAGGGCUGCAGACCGUAGUUGGAGUGCAUGGUGUCAUGCGUGCAGAAACCAAGUCACACCGACAAGCUUGAUUUUAUGGUACCACCUAAGCCAAGACACAGCGUUUUGGCUGUUGAUGAGAACUGUGCUGAACCAAAAGGAUAUAUUAUCUAUCUAGAUGGAUAGACAGAUUUUUCUUCAUCUUCUUAAAGCCAUGUGUCCCCACUAUUGUCUCUGUCUAGUGUGCUUCAUAACCUGAUCCUAUUAUUGUAGCAAUACUGUUUGUUUGGGUUUAUUUUUGUUGUUUUCUUAUUUUUCCUGCUUCUCUGAAUUGUUGGAUUAUUAGAACACUUUUAUGUUGUAAAAGUUGGGCUUUCUAUUGAUUGAUAACAGUUAACUUUUGUUAUUUUUAUUUUGGAAGGAAAAAUACUUGAAAAAUUGUUUUGCUUGUUAAAAGCUUAAAUGUUUGGGUUUUUUUAACAGUGUAAUUUUCCAUAGAAAUUUACAACUUUCUGAGCAUAUGUUAGGAAAAUUAUGGAAAGGGGGUUCUUAAAAUGGUGAAAGAAUUAUUGGAGUUGCCAUAUUUUAUAGAAAAUAUAAUAUUUUUCACAAUGAGUAUGGUACUGUUCACUUCUGUUAGCUACUAAUUUUCUCUAGUCUUUUGUAAACACACAUUUAAUUGAUUACAUUGUGUAAAAUUUUUUAAAUCUGCAUUGAAGUGCUAGGUUACCCCAAGCAUAGUUUUUUGGUUUUGUUUUUUUUUGUUGUUGCUGUCUGUUUAGUCAAAAUAUUGGAGCAAACUUUUGAAAAAAAUGUAGAAUGAUGAUAUUGGAAAAAUAAAUGGAAAUCAGCAUCUUAUAGCAAGUAGGAUUUUGCAAAAUAGAUACGAUAAAUUAAUCUCUUUUUCUUUACUUUGAUGAAAUUUGUUCCACAUUGUACCUUGGAAUUUGCUUUCCUUUUUUUUUUUUUUUUCCCCAUAUCUUAAGGGUUGCAUUUUACUGGGCUACUUCUGAAUAAAUAUUCUAUUCCUCAACUGUGAAUCUUGUAAGAUCUUUAUUAUUUUGGAAAUCAGCUUUUAUGCUUUUGCUAAAGCAUUAUUCUAUUGGCAAUUACCCAGUGCUAUGUGCAGUACUUAUUCAAAUGAUGUUGAGAAAGUAGCUCCUUUAAUCAGUGAACAAUGGUUUACAGUGGAAACGUUUUUCUUCCUAAAUACUAAAAUAGUGGUCAGAGAGACCUUGGCUACUCCUUACUGAGUCACUGGGGUUUUCCAACUGUUUUGCUAGUAACUAAGAAAAACUCACU